Molecule: messenger RNA, 516 nt
Organism: Aspergillus niger
Lineage: Eukaryota; Fungi; Ascomycota; Eurotiomycetes; Eurotiales; Aspergillaceae
Exons: 3
Coding region: 1-516 (171 amino acids)
Source: RefSeq, a predicted model, not a curated record
AUGUCGUGCUCUAGGUCAUUCAACAAGUCAUGCGAAAAUAUGGGGAGCUGCUACAAUGCUUUCAACAAUCAAGGUAGCUUAGGGCCCGAGGCAUGUACCUGGGGAUUUUCUCUGUGGCUUGUAUGUUGGACGACAUGUCUUCCUUUGUAUCUCACGAAUUUCCUCAGAUGCCAAUCAUGGAUCGUGGUAGACGUGCCCUCGACCGAGCCGAGAUACUGUGUCUGUGGAGCGUGUAGGACGGAGGGAGAAUGGGCCGUAUCGACGCAUGUGCAGGAUCAGCUGCCAUGGGAGAUGGAUAACCGCGUGGAUGCGGAUUGGCUCUUUGACGGAUAUGUAGAUGAGGACGGCGCUUUCCUGGUAUGCUCACCCCAUAAGACUCCUUCACUUGCAUAUGCGGAGUAUAAGAAAUGGAUCAUGAUUUUCUUGCAAACGAGGUUUUGCAGAGCAAGAGUUGAACGACCUAGAGAACUUGUCCGAUUAGUGGUUGCAGAGCUAGCUGCUAGGAAAUACUGGUAG